This is a messenger RNA of Micropterus salmoides (largemouth bass), 5314 nucleotides long. RefSeq names its product follistatin-like 4 (gene fstl4). Gene Ontology annotation, cellular component: axon; plasma membrane. Gene Ontology annotation, molecular function: cell-cell adhesion mediator activity. The record is from RefSeq and is a predicted model, not a curated record. NCBI's taxonomy places the organism in Eukaryota, Metazoa, Chordata, Actinopteri, Centrarchiformes, Centrarchidae. Bases 160 to 2700 code for a protein of 846 amino acids. The transcript is spliced from 16 exons. Gene Ontology annotation, biological process: multicellular organism development; homophilic cell-cell adhesion; dendrite self-avoidance.
CAGCCCGUAAUUAAUCUGAACCCUUUAAACCCUGCGGAGCGGGAGGUGUGGAGUGGAACUAAAAGAGUGCAGUUUGGACGCGUCGCUGCGAGGAAAUCCGUGGCAUAUUUGCUCGAAUUACCUUUCUUUCUUGCCUCGGAAUACCACAGGUAGACACUAAUGGGCAGCCUGGGUGUUUGGGCCAUGGCUGUGGCCACACUGCUGGGAACCUCAGGGUGCUGGCUGGCUGAAGGGCACAAGGGCAGCAGGCAAGGCACCGCUGAUACAGCCAGCAUGUCACGUACAUCCUCCAAGGAACCACACUCCAUGGAGAAGGGGAAAGCAGAAGGGAACAUCGAUCAAUCCCUUUCUGACCCAGACGGAGGUCCCUGUCGGAGGACCUACUGUGGACGGGGUCGACAGUGUGUGCUGAUGGCAGAAACCGGCCGUGCUGAGUGUGUUUGCCAGGAAAAAUGCCGGCCCUCCUUUGUCCCAGUGUGUGGCUCAGACGGCAGGUUUUACGAGAACCACUGUGAGGUGUACCGCACCGCCUGCCUGGAGAGGAGACGGAUCUACGUGGUGCACAGCAAGGACUGCUUCUUCAAAGGAAAUGCAUGCACAAUGUCGGAGUACAACAAGCUGAAGAACAUGCUGCUGGAUAUGCAGCCUAAAGUGCUGAAGACUGGAGAGCAGAGCCAGCAGAGGGACAUGGAGGAGAAGAGAGCACUGGUGGACACCAUGUUCAAAUACCUGGAUGUGGACAAGGACAGCCGGCUGGUCAGUGAUGAGCUUGAAAAGAUCUCUAUGAAAGAGCACCUGGAGGACAGCCUGAUGGAGUGCACCAUGCAGGACCUGCUGCGUUACGAUGACUACAACAAUGAUGGACACCUCAGCCUGCAUGAGUUCUACACAGCUUUCCAGGUUGUGCAGCUGAGCCUGGCGGAGGACCAGCAGAUCAGCGUCUCCACGGUAACAGUGGGCCUAAGUGCCGUCCUUACCUGUGCUAUCCAGGGGACAUUGCGCCCGCCAAUCAUCUGGAAGAGGAACGGCAUCAUACUAAACUUCUUGGACCUGGAGGACAUCAACGACUUUGGGGACGAUGGCUCCCUGUACAUCACCAAGGUGACAACAAUCCACAUGGGGAACUACAGUUGCCAUGCCUACGGCUAUGAAGACCUCUAUCAGACACAUGUGCUGCAGGUGAAUGUCCCUCCAGUGAUCCUGGUCUAUCCAGAGACGCAGGCCCAGGAGCCUGGUGUAUCUGCCAGCCUCCACUGCCACGCCGACGGCAUCCCAAAUCCCAAACUCCUCUGGUUGAAGAAUGGCAUGGACCUGCAGCCCAGAUCCUCCAAACAGCUGUCUCUCAUAGCGAAUGGUAGUGAGCUCUUUAUUGGCAGCGUCCGGUACGAGGACACUGGAGCCUAUACCUGCAUCGCCAAGAACGAGGUGGGAGUGGAUGAGGAUAUCUCCUCUCUGUUUGUUGAAGAUUCGGCCAAGAAGACCCUUGCAAACAUUCUUUGGAGAGAAGAAGGUUUGAGUGUGGGGAAUAUGUUCUAUGUGUUUUCUGAUGAGGGCAUCACUGUUCUUCAGCCCGGUGAAUGUGAGAUACGGAGGCACAUGAAGCGGACAGAGAGGAUUGUUGCUACCUAUGAGGAGAUGUGCCCUAAAGGUGAGGGGGUGUCACCUCAGCACUGCGUGUGGUCCUCAGCAGUCAACAUCAGGGAUAAGUACAUCUACGUGACCCAGCCCCUCCUGAGCCGACUGCUGGUUGUCGAUAUUCAAGCGCAGAAGGUGGUGCAGGCAGUAGCAACAGAUCCUUUUCCAGUUAAGAUGCUCUAUGACAAGUCACAUGACCAGGUCUGGGUCCUAACAUGGGGGGAUAUGGACAGAACACAUCCAACACUUCAGGUAAUUCCACAAGCGAGUGUGGGAGAAGUGCAUCAUGCCAUCCGCACAACUUUCCAGAGGGUCAACGACUUCUUCAUUCCUCCGACCAACCUCAUCAUCACUCACGUGAGGUUCGCCUUUGUCUUCCUCAAAAAUGAACCUGCGGUACACAAGAUUGACCUGGAGACCUUCCACCGCGUCAAGACCAUCAGCCUGAAGAACUACAGCUGCAUACCACUCAGCAUGGCCUACACACAUCUAAGCGGUUUCUACUUCGUCCAGUGCCAGAGCAAGAGCCACCUGCAAGCCCCGCCCCAGCUCCUGAUCGACAGCGUGACGGACGCGGUGAUUGGUCCAAACCUGAACAUCACAGGGCAGCCUUUUGUGUCACCGGACGGCCGUUACAUUGUGACACCUGACCCACAGAGCUCAAAGCUGAUAGUACAGACAGUGUCGUUCCAGGGGGAGCUGGGUCUGAACCAGGAACUGGACGAGCCCAUUGUUGUCUCUGAUCUGGCUUUCCAACCUUCCUUCACAGAGUCCAACCAGAACGUGGUUGUGGCCACCUCAGGCUCAGGCACGGACCUGCUAUUUGCCGAUCUGUCCUCGGGCCGCACUGAGGUUCUCCGGAGCCUCAAGGAGCCCCUGGCCCCCCAAGCCUGGCCCUGGGGAGGCCCCAACAGAGUGGUGGUCUCCAGCGGGUUGUUUGGACAGUAUCUGGUGACGCCGUCAGCCGAGUCCCUCUUUGUCCUGAACGGCAAACAGAGAACACCGCAUUGUGAGGUGUCAGACAUCAAGAGAGGGAACACAGUUGUCUGGGUCGGUGAGGUAUGAGUAAAAAAGAAAAAAAGAAAGCAGAAGACGUAGAAUUAGGGACAGACGUAAAUGAAAAAAAGGAAAGAUCAGGCCAAAUUACCUAUAAUAAAGAUUUAUGUGAACAUAAGUUGUGGACUCAACCCUGGGACUGAGCAAGAGGGAAACACACCUGGGUUUAUUGUAACAAAAGUACACUUAAAAAUAGAGUAAUUGAGAAAACAUUGAGAAACCCUGUUGUGAUAUUUCUAUUGGGAGAAAGUGUCAAUGCCAUUCAGUGCAACAGUGAUCUAUGUGCACUUAACUAUACAGAAUUGUACAUUAUUGCACUUCCUUCCAUGUUAUCACAGCAAAUAGGUACCUGAAGAGGGGUUAUUAAUGAACUAUGAACUAUGCACAAUGCUCACUUUUUUUAGAGUAAAAAGCUUUCCGAUUUUGUUUAACUCAACAAUGUUUGUCGUUUUCACCAGUGCUGCAUAUAAUCACCACAAACUGUCCGUCUGUCCUGUCUGCCUUUAGUGUAUGUGUGUUCUGAGUCGUUUUAAAAGCUACCAUCUGUUUAUUCGCCUUUGUCAUGGUAUUGUACUGUAUCCUCCCUCUGAAAGCUUUCAUUAUCCUCAUACCGGCAGAGGUUGGCUUUAUGCACAUGUGUAAUACCCUCUAUUUACAUUGUCUAUCCAAAGAGCCCGAUUGGUCCAUUAGCCGUCGACAAUGGAUGGUUUCGCUCGCAGGGGAAAGCCUAACCAGUAAAGAGCAGUACAUCUUGUGGUCUCUUGCAAUGGUAUAAUCUAUCCCCCACUGUCUCUCACAUUUGUUCUGUACCUGUAGCACAACUCUGUGCUGUGGAGCCUGAAAAUGCCACUUAGCAGAUUCCCUCAGGGUAAUGACUCCGGUUUACGCUGACCCACAUGCUGAGGACUUGUGGCAUCAACUAAACUAUCUGACUGGCUGUGAGCAUUUGUACAUCCUUCCAGAGAGCUGUGCAUCAGGAUCAAACUCCAAGACUGUAGUCGCCAUGUGGUAAUUAUUCAGCUUUACUUAUAGGACUGUAACAUAAAGACAAAAUAUUUUAGUUUCUGUCUAGUCAACAACAAAACCAUUUGCGCAGGAAAAAAUAUGCUGCAUCUCAACACCUAGCAGCCUGUUUAAAAAGUAGAGAUACAUUUUACAGACAUUAGCAAUGCAUACUGUUUCCAGGAAUACUUAGAUUGUUAACUUACUAGAAUAACAAUAAUUAUACAGGUUUGUUUGUCAUUAUGAAAGAAUGCAUUCCUACUUUUGAAAAACCAGGUAUUUAUCUGUCCCAAGGCAGAAACUGAAUAAACACCAGCAACUCUUUGUCUGUCAAAAUAAUCGAUAUUAUAUAUAUAUAUAUUUUCUCCCUGUGGUUGAGCUGCAUCAUCUUCUGUGUAAUUUGCUUUAUCCAUUUGCACUCAUCAUUAUAAUGACGAUCCAUUAGCAGCAAGACUCUCUGCAGAUGUAAUGAUGUUAUCAGAAAUUACUAGAAACAUAGCGUCUCUUAAACAUUCCUGCCUCUUGACAGUAGUGCCAAGGUCUAUGCAUGAAUGUUUAGCUCGAGCAACACACUUGAUGGCUCUUAGAUAUUGAGCUAAAGUGGGUGCCAGUCUUGGGCUAAUAGCUUUGUCUUUCUUUUUUCCUCGCUUUAUGCCUCCCAGCCUCAAACUACAGAAAAAAAAAAUUGUCCUUUUAAUAUUUAGCUGUCAAUACCUUACUCUCAUUCUAAAAAAAUAAUCAGGAGCUACUAAUCUUUUCUAAGCUGUUUGACAUUGCCUGGUUGAGAAACUAACAACUUUCAGUAUUGUAUUUCUACAAGCUAGUUUAUACAAAUAGUCAGCCUGUCUAAAAAUAUUUCUAAUUGAGCUUUUCUAGCCAGCACAAAACAGCUAAAAAGAAACAAACUGUACAGUAUCAAGACAUAUUCUAAAACAAAGGCAAAUAGCUUUUAAUUGAAAUCAUCUAAAAACAGUGACAAUAGAAACAGAAGCACUUAAUGUUCAAUCACGCAUGGAAAGAAAAUAUUUUCUCGUGCUGAAAUGCGAUUGGAAGCUCCCUUGUACAUACAGUAUGUAAUCACUGCACAAAUACUCACAGCCUUUAGGAUUUUGUAGUUGAACUUUUUUUUUUCUUCCCCCAAACAAAAGUCUAUCGGAGUCCUGUAAGAGAAGUUUACCACUGUAAAUUCAGCGGGGGUCUUGUGACUGGAGUAUAUAUCUGCUCGUGUGUUGUUGUGUUUUGGAGGGUUUUUUUUUGGUCCUCCCAGAAACAAAACAGCAGCCCAAAUUAAAUAUAAAUCAUCUUCUCCUAAUACGUAGUUGUGCCUGUAACUCCCCAAUGCAAUGUGUAGGGUAGAAACCCAGCUGUGUAAGAAAAGAAAAAAAGUGAACACAGGAGUGAAGCAGAUUUGUCGUUCUUGUUUGUGAUUCAAUCCAGUCUGGAUCGAUGAAAGUUUUGAUGAACUUUUUAAAGGCAAUGAAUUAAUGAUAAUGUUUCCUAGACCACUGUUGCACUGAGAGAAAUAUAAUUCCCUGACAUACAUUUACUAAAGAGAGAGUUGUUAAAUUGGUAGCCCAAUUUUCUCACUGUAUCAAUGGAAAAAAAAAUGUUAAAAAAUAUU